AUGAUCUCUGGGCGAGGGGGCUCGGGUGCCCGUGGUGGCCGCAUCCGACCACCUCGUCGCUUCGUACGCAGGCUGCAGUCCAACGGAGAGGGUGCCGAUUUCGAGGCUUGCUGGCACAUGCUCGAAGAAGCCCUCCGCGACAUCCACAACAAGAGCUGCGGCCGACUUUCCUUCGAGGAGCUCUACAGAGCUGCAUACAAGAUUGUCAUCAAGAAACAGGGCGGCGCUCUCUACGACCGAAUCGAGGUCUUGGUUACCAAGAGCCUCAUCAACAUCGGCGUCGACAAAUCCUCAAGCUCCGUCAACGAGCGACGGCAAACGGGGGAAAAGUUCAUCAAGGGCAUUAGAGACACUUGGGAAGACCACAACAUGUCGAUGAACAUGAUGGCUGAUAUCCUCAUGUAUCUCGACCGAGGCUACACCCAGCAGGAGCCAAACCGCGUGCCCAUCUUCGCCACCACCAUUGCCCUUUUCCGCGACCACAUCCUGCGUUCAUGCCUCAACGCAAACACCAGUCAGCUAGUCAUCGACAUCCUCAUCUUGGUCAUGCUCGAUCAGAUUGACAUGGAGAGAGAGGGCGACGUCAUUGACAGGAACCUCAUCCGGAGCUGCAGUCGAAUGCUCAACUGUCUCUACGAGACCGAGGACGAAAGCGAGAGCAAGACGCUCUACUUUACCAUUUUCCAAAGUCGCUUCCUCGACAACAGCCUCGAGUUUUACGCAAAGGAGUGCCAGCGACUGUUGAGAGACGCCGACGCCAGCACCUGGCUGAGGCACACUCAGCGGCGCCUCGGCGAGGAGGUCGACCGAUGCGGGACGACGAUUGAGCUGGAGUCGCUUCCCAGCAUUCUGGCCGUCAUUGACCAGGCACUGAUCAGCGCCCACUUGCAAGAUUUUCUGCUGAUGGAGGGAAGCGGGCUCAAAUGGAUGGUUGAUAAUGACAAGAUCGAAGACUUGUCCAUCCUCUACAAACUCAUCACCAGAGUGGACGGAAAUAAGACGGCUCUGCGGGAGAUUCUUCAGCGGCGAGUCGUCGAACUUGGCAUCGAAAUCGAAAAUGCACUCAAGGACACGGACUUCUCUCCGGCCCAAGGCGACGGAGACGAUGCCGGCGAGGGAGAAAAGACCAAGACGCUGAACCCCGCGGCGCAGCAAACUGCAGCGGCCAUCAAAUGGGUCGACGACGUGCUGCGCCUCAAGGACAAGUUCGACACUCUGCUGAGCCAAUGUUUCCAGGACGAUCUGGUCAUCCAGACGGCGCUGACCAAGAGCUUCGCCGACUUUAUCAACUUGUUCGGCCGCAGUUCUGAGUACGUCUCUCUCUACAUUGACGACAAUCUCAAGCGAGGCAUCAGGGGCAAGACGGAGGCGGAAGCCGACGCUGUGUUGGAGAAGGCCAUUGUCCUCAUCCGGUACCUGCAGGACAGAGACCUGUUCCAGACGUACUACCAGCGUCAUCUCGCGCGGCGCCUGCUGCAUGGCAAAUCCGAGAGCCACGAUGUGGAGAAGCAGAUCAUCUCUCGGAUGAAGCAGGAGCUGGGCCAGCAGUUCACGAGCAAGUUUGAGGGCAUGUUUCGAGACUUGGUCACGUCGACGGAGCUCACGUCGAGGUACCGGGCUCAUAUCAACACCGUGGGCGACGGCAGCAAGACAAUCGACCUGCACAUCAGCGUCCUCACCACAAACUACUGGCCGCAAGAGGUCAUGGGCCGCCAGGCUUUGAUCGGGGACGGAUCCCGGGUGGUGUGCAACUACCCGCACGAGGUGAAGCGACUGCAGGCGAGCUUUGAGCAGUUCUACCUGGCCACCCGCAACGGACGCAAGUUGACGUGGGUCGGGUCGACGGGAAGCGCCGACAUUCGAUGCACGUUCCCGGCCAUUCCCGGCAAGUCGGGUGCGCUGGCUCGGGAACGGCGGUAUGAGAUGAAUGUGCCGACGUUUGCCAUGGCUGUGCUGCUGCUGUUCAACGAUUUAGGGGACAGCGAGAGCCUGUCGUUUGAGGAGAUUCAGGCCAAGACGGGCAUCUCGACGCAGGACCUGAUGAGAACACUGACGGCGAUUGCUGUUGCGCCCAAGUCGCGCGUGCUGUCCAAGGAGCCGCCGACCAAGUCGAUCAAGACGGGUGACAAGUUUUGCUUCAACGCAUCCUUUCAGAGCAAGGCGGUGCGAAUCAAGGCGCCCAUAAUCAAUGCCGUUUCCAAGGUGGAGGACACGCAGGAGCGGAAGACGACGGAGGAGAAGAACACGCAGACUCGAGCCCACAUUAUAGACGCGGCCAUUGUGAGGAUUAUGAAGUCCCGAAAGGAGCUCAGCCAUUCGCAGCUCGUCAGCGAGGUUCUCGGCCAGCUCUCGGGGCGCUUCAAACCCGAGGUGUCGCUCAUCAAGAAACGGAUCGAGGACCUCAUUGUGCGAGAGUACCUGGAGCGGCCGGAGGACGAAGACGCACCAUCGACGUACCGGUACGUGGCCUGA
Molecule: messenger RNA, 2472 nt
Organism: Hirsutella rhossiliensis
Lineage: Eukaryota; Fungi; Ascomycota; Sordariomycetes; Hypocreales; Ophiocordycipitaceae
Product: cullin family domain-containing protein
Exons: 4
Coding region: 1-2472 (823 amino acids)
Biological process (GO): protein ubiquitination; ubiquitin-dependent protein catabolic process
Cellular component (GO): Cul3-RING ubiquitin ligase complex
Molecular function (GO): ubiquitin protein ligase binding
Source: RefSeq, a predicted model, not a curated record